Molecule: messenger RNA, 1392 nt
Organism: Penicillium robsamsonii
Lineage: Eukaryota; Fungi; Ascomycota; Eurotiomycetes; Eurotiales; Aspergillaceae
Product: Zn(II)2Cys6 transcription factor domain-containing protein
Exons: 3
Coding region: 1-1392 (463 amino acids)
Biological process (GO): regulation of DNA-templated transcription
Molecular function (GO): zinc ion binding; DNA-binding transcription factor activity, RNA polymerase II-specific
Source: RefSeq, a predicted model, not a curated record
AUGCCCGGUGUCCCAUCAGGUCGAGCCUGUGACGCGUGUCGGAAGCAGAAGAAAAAGUGCGAUGAGAAACAACCUGCGUGUGGACGAUGUCUUCGUCUCAAAGUUAGCUGUGUGGGGUCCGGUCAGCAACGAUUCAAGUUCAAACACGAACAAUUUUCCCACAAAUUAAACCAAAACGACCAAAUAAAUCUCGCCUUGAGAUUGAGAUCAACAGAAGAACAAUAUUCUUUUGAACCCCCCCGGGCGUGUCCUAGCAAUGGAAUGACAUCGUUGACUAGUUCUUUUGUCGGCGCCAUAAAACGAUCCACCGACCUCCGGUACAAUAUGUGGUGGUCUUUUGGCAUUUUCCUGGAAGACGUACCCCGAAGACUCGGCAGUAAUGAAGCACUCGACCGUGCAGUUGACGCCGUGACCACUGCCCACGCAGGCUUCUGCACCCGCCAACCAGUUUCAGUUGACGCACUAGCCAAAUAUUCCUAUGCGCUGAGAACCCUAAGGGUCUAUUUAGAUGACCCGCUCCAAGCCAGUGCUUCCAGUACACUGUGUGCUGUGAUGAUACUUUUGGUCUGCCAGACAUUCAUCGGAAGUAACGGGAACAUGGUAUCAGGACAUGCCCAGGGGGCCGCCAACAUCCUACAAGCGCGAAAGAACUUUGGGCCACGCGACGACUUUGAGAGUAAAUUAUUUCUCUCCUUACGGGGAAGUGUGUUAUUCGAAGGGUUAUACAAUGAGGCUAUCGAACUAAGCCCGGAGGAAUGGGAUGUCUUGGUCACGAGUGAAUUUGAUAAAAGUCAACCUGAAGGCCGGAUUUUGCGAUAUUUAGCACAAGCUCCGGGCCUAAUCAAACGCGGCAAGCGAGCUAUACGCAACGGCGAAGAUUUAACAGCCUUGAUAAAUGAAGUCCGGCCAAUAUACGAAAACUGCAAAUUGAUACUGGCGGAGUUGAAAGCACGAACAGUCGCAUAUGAGACCUCGCUCAAUACUAUGAAAGAAACGUUCAUUACCCAGAUCCUGCGAGCACAUUAUCUCCGCACCUAUGGAGUUGGUGUCGCAAUCACAACAUUUUACAAUUGCAUGCUUCAGGCACUGGAUCCCAGUGACUGCACCUGCGUGGUAGAAUCGAGAGCUCUUGUUAAAGAGACUCUCGUACAUGCCCAGGAGUCCAAUAUGUACAGACCUGUUGGAGCAGGAUAUGUAAUCAUGUGUCUGUCGGCAGCAUGGGUCGUUACUACAGACCCCCAGCUGCGCUCAAUGGUGGAAGCCGCCUUGGUUGACUAUUAUGGUGACUUCUCGACCCCUCAUGGUGUAAAUAUACCGCGACAGCUGGAACAGGUGAAUGAGAAUUUAUGGCUCGGAUCGACUGCUCAGAUGAAAGCGAUUUUCAACCCUUGA